UACAUCCGUUGAAAUAUCUGUCUCAUUGUUCUACCUGUGUUAUCGUUUUUACACUCUGGAAGGACAAAAAUGUAGCUAGCUCUUGCACUCAUGCUGCUUCCUCAUCUGGCAAACACCAUUUGACAGCUAAUACUCAAGCAAUUGGAGUGCGGUUUACUCAUCCGAUGUUGAGCUUCCAGAAGCUAAACAAACAUGGUAGAACCCCCUGUCGCCGCAUAAACUGAAGGUUGCUGUAUAUUUGGGUUGAUUUGACACACAGAAAGCAUGCUGAGCUUGUCAAUAAGAGACGUGCCCCCAAAGGUCCACUGGAUCCCUUUUGCUGUGAAGGACAACUUCUACACAGAGAACAUCAAGAACACUUGUGCCUCAAAUGCUGAAAGUGCAGGCAGUACUGACCGUGCUUUUGAACCUGUCCGGAACACCUGGAGCUACGCCGCCCCUUACAGAGAGCAGACUGGGGCUGACCCUGACUCUGACUGGGUAAUCACGGAAGGCAGCUCUGGAGGAAGUGCUGCAGCUAUGGCCUCUCUCACCAGCUUCCUCUCUUUGUGGUCGGAUACAGGUGGCUCCACCCGUAACCCAGGGGCCCUGUGUGACAUAGUGGCCCUGAAGCCAACCUACGGCCUGGUGUCCAGACACGGCCUCAUCCGCCUGGUCAACUCGAUGGAGGUCCCAGGCAUCAUGACUCGGGAGUGUUCAUGACUCAGCCACCGUCCUGGGUCAGGCAUGUUAUAUGGCCAUCCCAUGGGGCCUGUAUUUUUUUCCUGACCAGGUAAAAAGUAUUACUCUGAAAUGUUAAUUGUAUGGCAUGUAAAACUGCUAUGUGGGGUUUGUUGACCUGGGGUGCGGGUUGUUGUGUCACACAGGUAUUCUCCAAGGCCAUGAUGUCAGACUCUACUACCAUAACCCUUCCACACUGACAGACCUACCGGGUGACUUUGAUGUCAGGAACAUCUGUGUGGGCAUUCCCAAGGUGAGAUCACCCUAUCCUCCCAGUAGGAUCAGGCAUCUCAAUUCAUCCCAGUGGUUUAACAUUAACAUGAAGAUUGUUGGUAAAACUUUGAACAUGUGAGGCAUGUGGCACAUGCCGCACAUCUGUCAGACUGUUUGUCUGUCUGGUAAUGCUGUUGUUUCAUUGUUGAUCUAUGAUGUGAAUUAAUAGCGCUCACUUAAUGCAAGACAAAGACAGAAGUCCAUUGCUAUGAAGCCAAAUAAAGUCAAAUUGACCAUGAGUGGAUUCUAAAUAUUAUGCUGCUAUUAUAACUAGCAGAGCCCUUGAUGGCGACCUUUGUUUAUUUUAAUUGUUGCUGUAUGUGUACUUCGUAUUUGUUUACAUUUACAAGGGAUUUUGUUAUUGUAAAGCAAGAUUGAAAUGGAAUUAUUUGUGAAUUGUUCUCCACAGGCCACCGUAGUGGCCAUGUAUGCCACCAGGGAUUUAACAAUGUUAUACAAGGAUGAAUCCUAUCGGGGAACUACUUCCUGCUCAGACAGUAAAACACAGCAAACACAUUUUUCAGUAUAAACCAAUACUUUUCUACUACUGUAAGAUCGGUGGUCGUGUUGAGGAUGGAAGCAGGAAUUUGAAUAUUUGGACAAGAGUUAAGACAGACCCUCAUGUUUGCCUCCCUUCUAACAGGAAUUAUGAGCACUACUUUGUGAUGACCCAGCAGGUGCGUUGUCUGAUAGCAGAGGACUUCAAGCAAGUGUCCAGCUCGGGUGUUGACGUGCUGCUCAUGCCCACCACACUGAGUGACGCCAUGCGCAACACGGACUUCAUGCAGGAAGACAACCCCACACGUAGUGCCCAGGAGGACAUCUUCACCCAGCAACAUGGCAGGAAAUAAUAUGCUCAUCAUUUAACUCUCCCUUUUCAAAGGAAUUGGGUUGGAAUUCCUAUUUCGGUCAACCCUUUGAUUACAAAUCCAGAUGAAGGUCUAUCUGAAACAAAUCAUCUCCAUCAGGGAAGCUGAUAACUUUGCGGGCAGUUAAAGUUUAACCCAUCUUUUAUCCCCCUCACAGUCUGGCCUUCAAACAACCUUACCCUGCCAACCCCUCUCCCUCUCGACUUUCUCACAUUUACCCCUCCAACUCUCAUUUUCUGCUCCAAGACUCCUUGCUGUUUCUGUGACAACAGCGUUAUCGAGCAUACCUUCCCAUUGGCCUGCAGCUAAUAGGCCCCACCCUCCAGGACAGGACACUGCUGACAGUAGCCCAGUGGAUAGAGCAGAAGGUGGGCUUUACCCCUAUCCAUUACCAUGGAGAUGCCGUACAGGGGGAGCGAGGUGCGGAGGUCCAUAAGCGAGAGCAGACCUCAGUUGUAUGAGGUGAAACUAAUGAAUACAGAGCUACUCAGAUGAGUGCCAUUAUCAUGGUCAUGUAAAGGACAUACUCAAAGAUGUAUGGCCUUUUCUGGAUUUGUUCUGAAGUUACUGACUUCCAUUAAAGACACUUUAUUACUUGCUGUUUGUCUGGCGGUUCCAAGUAUGAGUUAGAAUGAAUGACUUAAAGAUUAGGUCACGUAUCCAGAAGACAAGUAUUGUGAACCUGGGCGUUGAACAUCAGUGGUAAGCACUGGCGUAGCAUGCAGCUCCCCCCCCCCCCCCCCAAAAAAAAAAAUUAAAAUGUGUUUUUGUCGAGCCACCCCAGAAAGCAUAUGAACACAUCAUAAGCCAUGAAGGAAAUGUUUAGAAUUACAGGACAUUACCUUUAAAACUGCAAAAUGUUCCCUCAGCCUCAUGGCAAAAUGUGUAAAAUAGCAGGAAAUUAGCUCAUAGCUCAUAGAUUCUUGAAAGUCGGGUCAAUCCUUGUCCGGCAGGGAAAUUUAUUCAUUUAAUUUUUUUACAUUUUGUUGCAUUAUUUGAGCUUAAAAUGUACAUUUUAGAGGAAUAUUAUUUAUUUCCAUGUCGACUCUAUGCAUAGAUCCCGAUUUUCAAACUAUCCAAAAAAGUGUAAAAGAAAGAUUUCAACAAACAAUAUUUGAAUCACAAUGGUCACAACAAUUUCGCCUCUAAACCGCAUGCGGCGUGGACCUCCUCCAAGACUGUUGCGCAGAAGAAGUGCCAGGCCGCGCAGAGACACGAGAUUAAACUUCACUGAGUUCGCCCCAUUAGAUUGCACCAUUUAUUGUGAUCGAAUAAACAUAUAUGCCCCUUUUCAAUGCAACAAAACAAAUCUAACUUUGCAAGAGUCUGUGAUUUUGUUGUAGGCAGAGCCAGAGUGCCGCGGAAUAGCAUUCUAUUGACAGUAGCAGUGAACGGUCUUUCAAUCACCCAUAAGUGAAUGUGCUGUUCAGGUCAGCGAGCAUAGCGUGUGCACGUUUGUUGAUAUUCUUUGUUAGUUAGCAAGCUAUUAGCCCAGUUUUAAAUAUUGGUCAGCAACAGGGAUUUACUGCUUCCUAGCACAAAACGUGUAGGCUACAUUUCAAGCUGUCUUUGAAAAGCUAGUUGGGAAAAAAGCUUGUUUGUCUUCAUUAAAGAGGCAGUGUUGUAUUUUGAGAGAGGCUUGAAUAAGAAAAAUUACAUUUUUGUCAACUAGGUAAAAAAAAAAAAACUGUCAGAUCUUUGUCUAACGUCAACUCUGUCAAAGUGCUGAUAUAAUGGUUGUUUUUAUUGGGGAUUUUCAAAUAAAGCAUUUUAUAUAUA
Molecule: messenger RNA, 3641 nt
Organism: Oncorhynchus mykiss (rainbow trout)
Lineage: Eukaryota; Metazoa; Chordata; Actinopteri; Salmoniformes; Salmonidae
Source: RefSeq, a predicted model, not a curated record